AAGAAGAAAUAACAAAAAUUUCAAUGGUAUAGAUAUAUUUCAUUUGUCUUUUUUUGUUUUUUCGUUUCUUAAUUUAAUAGUUUUAUAGACAUUUCAAACAAAAAGGAACGGGAAAAAGUGCACAUGAUUUAACUAAUGAUUCAACAUUAAGUAAAAAUACAGUUGUAUUAAAUGAAAAUAAUGAAGAAAGUGAUGAAGAAUUACUUAUAGAAAAACAAAAUUUUAAAAUAAAAGAAAAAAGUGAUGCAGAUUUUGAUAAAGAAGAACUUGACAGAGUACGACAAAAAUUUAAUGCAAAAAAAUUAGCUCAACAAGAAAAGAAAAAAACACUUCAACUUGAUAUUGAUGAUGAUGAUGAUAAUCAAAAAGAUAUUUCAACAACAAAAUCAAAUGAAAAUGUUAAACUUGAAAUUGAACGAUUAAAAAAAGAAUUAUAA
Molecule: messenger RNA, 437 nt
Organism: Rotaria sp. Silwood1
Lineage: Eukaryota; Metazoa; Rotifera; Eurotatoria; Philodinida; Philodinidae
Source: the annotation of a GenBank genome assembly